AGGAAAAAAGAAAAAAAAAACCACAGAGAGAGAAAGAAGAGAGAGAAAGAGCUUCGUUUAGUCUGGUUCUGUCUGACGAGCCAUCUUGCCAAAACCAGAAUUUCUUACCCCUUUCUCUUCCUUUCUCAAACCCUAAAAAGACAAAACCCAAUUCCAUUUUGCUUCCCGGAGAACCGCGCUGCCGCCGUGCCCCACCACCACCACCACCGCCGCCGCCCCCCACUCGAUCGUUUGCUCCCCCUUGAAAUUGGGGAUUUUGUUGUGUUCCUGCUGACUUCGAGAUGAUGGCUCUGAAGCUAAUUGACCGGCCUUCGUCGGAGCUCUGAGUCCCUUCCAGAAAGUUUCUCCAAGUUGUAGUCUCCUCAUCAUGUAUCAUGCAAAGAAGUUUUCAACUGCUAGUUUAGUUCCACAUAAAUCUCAAGGUGCUGAACAAAGUGCUAGUGUUGCGGUUCUGGGUGGAUCUACAGCAAAAAGUCCAAUGCCACCUGGAGGAGGUGGAAAACAACGGUUGCGAUGGACAUCAGAUCUUCAUGAUCGUUUUGUGGAUGCUAUCACACAACUUGGUGGACCAGAUAGGGCAACUCCGAAAGGCGUUCUAAGAGUGAUGGGGGUACCUGGCCUUACCAUAUAUCAUGUCAAAAGCCAUUUACAGAAGUAUCGACUUGCAAAGUAUUUGCCAGAAUCUCCAGCAGAUGGUUCUAAAGAUGAGAAAAGAAGCUCAGAGAGUCUCUCUGGAACAGACUCCUCUUCGGGCCUGCAAAUUAAUGAGGCAUUGAGGUUGCAAAUGGAGGUUCAAAAACGUCUUCAAGAACAGCUCGAGGUUCAGAGGCAAUUACAAAUGAGAAUAGAAGCUCAGGCGAAAUAUUUGCAGAAGAUCAUCGAAGAGCAGCAGAAACUAGGCGGUGAAUCGAAAGACACCGAGGUCUUGCCCCCAGCUGAGGACAAUAAGCAGAAGACUUGCCAGUCUGAGUCAUAUGGUGACGUGUCUGCAGGGCCUUCAUCUCCCCGAAAGAAACAACGUGUAGAUCGUGGAUCAACAGAGGAUUCUGCCCCAUCUAUUAAUUUACCUUAACUUACCCGAAUAAAUUUGUGGUCGAUAGGACCGAGAAUUGUAUCAAUGUAACAAUGGGUUGGGUUUGCGUUGGAGUUCGAAAUCAAGUCUCUAGAGAGAAGAAGGCAGGCUGGUUGCAUCAAGUGUACCGUUGAAGUUAAGAUCCGAUUUGUGGUUCAUAGAGUACUGUGUUGUUGUCUCCAUGAAGUUGAUGAUUUCUGUAACCUCUGUAUAUAAAUGUGCACAUUGAACCUAUUUGUAAACCUUAUUGAAACACUCCUACGUAAGCAGUUACUUCGCAGCAAAACGUGCUCGUUUUCUGCUGUUUCACUGAUCG
Molecule: messenger RNA, 1388 nt
Organism: Momordica charantia (bitter melon)
Lineage: Eukaryota; Viridiplantae; Streptophyta; Magnoliopsida; Cucurbitales; Cucurbitaceae
Product: myb family transcription factor PHL7
Molecular function (GO): DNA-binding transcription factor activity; DNA binding
Source: RefSeq, a predicted model, not a curated record